AUGGCGCUCAUCACAGGACUCCUCUGCUGUGGCAGAUGUCGACGACUGGCAGCAUUCAGACAAUGGCUAUGGGCGAGGAACGAGGAGAGAGGACCAGGAAUGAGGCGCAGCAGAGAGGCUUUGCGAAAGGCAAAAGCCAAACGAGGUGGAUUCUCUCUUCGACGAAGAAGACUGCGAAAGAGUCCUGAACUGAAUACAAUCCAUGAACAGGCACGUGUUUUCUGUGUCGUCAGGCACUGCAAUCUGUGCUUCACUGUUAACUUGGCUUCACAGGAAGACGAAUCAGCCAUCUUUGCACCUGCAGACAUUGAACAACCGGCCAUCGAGUCUGAAAACAGCACAGCCCCUGUUCUCAAAGCAGCCAUCGUCGCCGUCACUGCAGAAUCUACCCAAGAGCCUCUCCCACCUGCGUUCCCUGCAAACAACGAAAAUAUCAAGCCUGCAGAAGAUCCUGGCGCAGGCAGUGCCGAGCCCAAAGCAGCCGGUGCCUCACUUUCACCUCACUUUGCUAUUGCCGGAGAAGAAGUUCUAGCCUGCGCGGUCUCUACUCAGCAACAAGCGCCAUCACUUACUACUAGUAUCCUCCAGGCUUUUGCAGCUGGCUCCGAUCACGAAGACCCCAGCCCCAAAACUCCUGCAAAAGACCCUGCUCCCAAAGACUCCGAUUUUGAGGACGCCGCAACUUGCAGCAAGAAACCGAAGCCCAAAUCCCCGCUCAAACCUGCUGUUCUGCGUUUCAACGAAGAAGUCAUCACAAUCUCACCAGUCAGUUCAAGCACGAAUAUCGCAGGAGAGAAGGACAACCCCCGAGAAGACCGCAGCCCCCAGCAAGGCCGAGUCUCAACCCAGCCUCUCUCACGAUCCGUACCAAAUACGGACCUGGCCGGUAUCGAUUUCGAUUGGGAAGCUCGUCGAGAGUCCAUCAGAGCACGAUCUCUCAAGACCAGAAUUCGAAGGAGACUCCAACAUAGCCCUGAUAGAGACAACAACAACAAUAACGACGCUGCAGCACCCAUGUCUUCGAGGGAAGUUGAUGAGCAAGCGGGCGCCGAAUCUCUCGGCAGCUUGAAAGGCAUUGUGUCAUCGUUGAAGAAAGUCGGCUCCAUCCACAGCAACAACUCCACCAUGUCCACCAAAGAACACGACGAGCACGAAGGCGAUGAACCGCUCACCAGCUUCAAGGGCAUAGUGUCAUCAUUGAAGAAGGUUGGCUCCACUCACAGCAACCACAGCUCCAAGAGCGAAUCCUCAGAGACCACCUUGUCGAUCGAAGACAUGCCAAAAGACCGCCCAGAGCUGGAAGCUCGACUCAACAUUAUUCUCGGCCGUCUUGAUCGACUUCGCAACCAAGUCCGACUUUUCAACAGUCUCAUCAAGGAAUACUACGAUCUCUUCGAGUCCCAGCGCCGCAUCCAUGCCACCUAUCCCGAAGUCAAGGUGGUGUUGGAGGAGGAGCUCGAAAAUGUCCGCAAGAUGCGAACCGGGUUCGAAAAGUCCCUCAAAGCUCUCCAUCGCCAAAUCGACCGGAUUGCAACUGCGAGAGCGCGCUUGGACGAGAGUGAAGGUCAGGUAUGCACCAUCUGGGAUAUGUACAUGGGAUACAAGCAUGAGGAUGAGUGGGCAGACCUCUUUGCCUACUAA
Messenger RNA from Capronia coronata CBS 617.96, 1641 nucleotides. RefSeq lists its product as uncharacterized. Bases 1 to 1641 code for a protein of 546 amino acids. The transcript has a single exon. The record is from RefSeq and is a predicted model, not a curated record. NCBI's taxonomy places the organism in Eukaryota, Fungi, Ascomycota, Eurotiomycetes, Chaetothyriales, Herpotrichiellaceae.